AUGAACGAGAACUGCGACGAGAAGCCGUGGUACCUCGCCAAGCGGCAGGGGCAGGUGGGCCUGGUGCAGGGCGUGUAUGUGGAGGUGGCUGACGCGGCAGGCGACCCGCUAUUCACGCCGCGCGGCCAACCCGACGCAAAGCCCGUGGGCGCGGCUUCGUCACCGGCCGCCGGCGGAGGUCGCGCGCGAGUGGCCUUCGAGUACCAGGCGCAGCGUGACGACGAACUGGACCUGGUCUUCGAUGAGGUCAUCAUCGUUCAUCAGAGGUCGGAUUCGGGUUGGUGGGAAGGCGAGCUCGUUUCAACAAAGCGACGGGGUCACUUCCCAGCCAACUACGUCGUCGACAUGGCCUAA
Molecule: messenger RNA, 354 nt
Organism: Acanthamoeba castellanii str. Neff
Lineage: Eukaryota; Discosea; Longamoebia; Acanthamoebidae
Product: SH3 domain containing protein
Exons: 3
Coding region: 1-354 (117 amino acids)
Molecular function (GO): protein binding
Source: RefSeq, a predicted model, not a curated record